CGGCAUCGCAGGUUAGAGAACACAAGCUUUGAAACCCAGACUCCAGACCAGUCGGCGGAAUCCGACGGAGGAUUCAAUUCCCCGAUCUUCGUUCGAGGUGUUGCGAUUCGCCGGUUGGCGAGAGUCAGUGAGAGAGACAAGAGAAGAUGUUCGGGAGAGCGCCGAAGAAGAGCGAUAACACGAGGUACUAUGAGGUACUGGGAGUUCCGAAGACGGCCUCGCCGGAGGAUCUGAAGAAAGCUUACAGGAAAGCUGCGAUCAAGAAUCAUCCCGACAAGGGUGGCGACCCCGAGAAGUUCAAGGAGCUCGCCCAGGCGUACGAGGUGUUGAGCGAUCCCGAGAAGCGAGAGAUUUAUGAUCAGUACGGCGAGGAUGCGCUCAAGGAAGGAAUGGGUGGUGGCGGCGGCGGUGGCCAUAACCCCUUUGACAUCUUUGAGUCUUUCUUUGGCGGUGGUGGUUUUGGAGGUGGUAGCAGCAGGGGAAGGAGGCAGAGGAAGGGAGAGGAUGUUGUUCAUCCAUUGAAAGUUACCUUGGAGGAUCUCUACCUUGGGAGAUCCAAGAAGCUUUCCUUGUCCAGGAAUGUGAUAUGCUCCAAGUGCAGUGGCAAGGGGUCAAAGUCUGGAGCUUCAAUGAAAUGCUCUGGUUGCCAAGGAAGCGGUAUGAAGGUAUCAAUUAGGCAACUAGGUCCAGGAAUGAUUCAGCAGAUGCAGCAUGCUUGCAAUGAAUGCAGAGGAACUGGUGAAUCUAUUAGUGACAAGGACCGCUGCCCUCAGUGCAAGGGUGAGAAAGUUGUCCCCGAGAAGAAGGUGCUGGAAGUGGUAGUGGAGAAGGGGAUGCAGAAUAAUCAGAAGAUCACAUUCCCUGGCGAAGCAGAUGAAGCCCCUGAUACUGUCACUGGUGACAUAGUCUUUGUCCUUCAGCAAAAGGAACACCCUAGGUUCAAGCGAAAAGGGGAUGACUUGUUUGUGGAACACACACUAUCCCUCACCGAAGCCCUGUGUGGAUUCCAAUUUGUUAUUACACACUUGGAUGGCAGGCAGCUCCUGAUCAAAUCACUUCCUGGGGAAGUCGUCAAGCCUGAUUCUUUCAAGGCUGUCAACGAUGAGGGAAUGCCAAUGUACCGGAAGCCAUUCUUGAAGGGCAAGCUUUACAUCCACUUCACCGUUGAUUUCCCUGAUUCCUUAACUCCAGAUCAAGUGAAGUCACUUGAGGCUGUUCUGCCCCCAAAGAAUCCGAGUGGCUUGACUGAGAUGGAGCUUGAUGAGUGUGAAGAAACUACUUUGCAUGAUGUCAACAUCGAAGAAGAGAUGAGGAGGAAGCAGCAGGCUCAGAAUGAGGCAUAUGAUGAAGAUGAUGAGAUGCCAGGUGGUGCUCAGAGGGUGCAAUGUGCUCAGCAGUAGACCCUGAAGCUUUCGCUGGCUAUUUGAAUUGAAUUUCAGUCUUGAGUGUGUCUUCUUUAUGGUGUAGUCUUUCUAUAUAGCGUCUGUGAGGAAGUUUUUGGGACUUGAUAUGCUGCUAAUCAAUUGUACCUUCUGUUAAGUUAAAUGACAUGACGCUAUCA
This is a messenger RNA of Linum trigynum, 1561 nucleotides long. Lineage: Eukaryota; Viridiplantae; Streptophyta; Magnoliopsida; Malpighiales; Linaceae. The record is from the annotation of a GenBank genome assembly.